CGAAAUAUUUAAAUUAGCAAGAGCAUAAAGAUGAAAUCAGCGAUGAUGUGUGUCAGUGAAGUCACUGAUCGAGAGCGCGCAUCGCCUCGGUGAGCAGGUGCAUGUCUGCGUACAAUAGCGCGACUGUCUCGCGCCACAGGUAGUAGCUGGACUCAGGUGUUGUAACACGACACUGAACCAUGUGAUCAGCGAUGAGAAUUUAGGAAGAAGAAGAAAAAACACAGCUCGAGCAUUCACUCAACACACUAGUAAAUAGGAUACCAACCGCACAAGACCACCAUUGAUAGCAGAGCAGGAUCUCGAAGGACAAUGUACUAUUAUUAUUAUGAGCGGGACGCCGGAGUAUUGCGCUAGUUUCGGUUUAAAUACUUCAUUUCACCGGUAAGGUGAGGCGGAAGCGAGCUGCGGUCAGAUCUAUUGGACAUACAGUCUAUUCGUCGGAAAACAUCGUGGAUUAUGAAGGUGGAAACACAGCUUGCUGGAGACAGAUAGGACUAUUUUUAUUCUUUGAUCUGGGACAUGAUUUAUUGAUCACCUCCACUCCACCCUACCCGGAGCGUCAGGCCCUUCUGGAUGAGGGUAGAGGUGCAGACUGACUCCAUCAAUCCAGAGAUGAUACGGCAGGUUGGGCUUUUGGCAGGGAGUUUUCUGCUGCUGCUUCUCAGGAAUGUUUCGGCCCAGGUAGAAAUGACCACAAUGUCCAGUAACUCUACAGCUCCCAGCGCAGGCCCUGAUAUUGUGGCCAUUGUGGUACCAACCGUGGUCCUGGGACUGUUGGCUAUUUUAACAGCGGUUCUGUUGUUUCUGUUCUGCGUGGUAAAGAAGAAGAGACAGACGGAAGGGACGUACCGACCCAGCGCAGAGGAGCAGUCAGGAGUGCGUAGUGUAGAGACGCCUGACGCUCUGAAACUACCCAAGGAGGAGAGACUGAUUUAACACACUGGUUUAUGACUAACAUACAGCACAUGAUAAAAGUGACUGAAUUCCAAAAUGGUUAAACGGAUAAACAUUUACUAAGGAACAUUUCUAAAGGCACAAACUUAGCCCUAUGUUUUGGCUAAAGUCUGACUACUUGGAAGAAACUUGAAGGAACCGAUUGUCUCUCCAAAAGGCAACAUACUGAUCUGCACGUGUAUCUCUCUAGCAUUUUAUGCCAUUUUAGCCUGGUAGCUUUUCUCUGAAUACUUCAUUUUGUGAUGUGUUACCUGUUUUACGGUUGCUUUACACAUAAAAAUGCUGAUGUUUGUAUGUAGUGUAGAGAGAAAUUUAAAGGUGAAGCAUGUAGUUUCUGCGCCCCUAGUGGCACGAAACAGAAUUGCAGUUUGUUUGUUUCACAUUCAGAAUGGGCCAGGCUUAAAAGGGUUGGUUCAACCAAACAUGAAAAUUCUGGCGUCAUCUACUCAAGCUCAAGUUUUUCAAUUUGUCCUGGUGUUGACUAGAAUUAUAUUUUAAAAAUGUUGGUAACUGAACAACUUGACAGUAGCUACAUAGAAAAAAAGAAAAUGAAAAAAAAAAACAUACCAUGGAAGUUAAUGGGUACCGUCAACUUUUUGAUGACAAAAUUUUCAUUUCUGGCUGAAUUAUUACUUUAAAUGGCAUCAGCUUGACCAAUGGUGAAACGGACACUAGUCAUUAUUAUUGCAUUUCUGUUUGUUGGCACUACAUUAUGCACACUACACCUUUAAAAAAUGUAUUCAGAUCAAUUUGCUCACAAUAUUGAUGUUAGAUGUUCAUUCUCAUAUGUUUGUUGAAAAAACUUUUCAAAUGAUUGAGAAAUGGCAUUUGUCUUGAUUUACCUCAGUAAUGUUCUCAAUCUAAAUAAUUUAAUCUAGUAUUAAUUUACCAGAAAUUUGAUCAGUGCAACAGUGAAUUGACUUGGAAUCAUUCUUGAUUCUUUUAUCAUAGCACGAAUGUUUACAUUCAAAUAUUUCAUGCAUUUUUUUUCACUGGAGUACUUUUUCAAAAAAUUUCAGCUUUUUAGAAUCUGUUAAAUCGUGCCGUUUUUAUUUAAGAUUACAAGGCACAAAGGUAAUGCUAUAUUGUGAAUAUAAUAAAUAUAAAUGCUAAUGGGUUUUGUUAUGCCCAGCAGUCACUAUAUUUACAGAGCAGCACGGCCAAGUGCCUUUGCUUUUAUAAAACUCUUUUUCUAUAUUAAAAAGCUGAAGAGACGGGACAAAUUAUCAUUAAAACAUUAUUUUAUUAAGCUAAUUCAUUAAGUGUUAUUCUUCCGCUGAAGAUGCAGUCUCUAAUAUAAGAGAAUGUUACUACGCAGUAAAAAUAUUUUGCUGUGGGUGAUAUGGUGAACAGGUGUGUAUUCUAUAAUGUAGAAUUUAGCAAGACUGUGCUGUGCUGGUUGUCUUCUGUCUUCCAUUUGUAUUUCCACAGCAUGAAGGUAAUGUCAUACAAAUGUAUAAAUGAAAUGCUCAUUUUCAAAAUCUUUCUAGUGUACUGACAUUUGUUAUGACAUCAGCUGUACAGAACUACAACUAAAAUGGCAGUUCAAAGACAAAAUUGUAAAGACGGCUGCACACUUGUUCCUUUGACUCAUAAGGUCUAUUUACCCAUUGGGCAUUAUUUCUUUAUACACAAUAGUAGGUGAAGCUAUUUUGUAGUGUGUCAUCUGCUUAGAAUUAUUUGAGCUGUACAAAACAUUCUGCUAUUGCUCUAUGUUGCUGAUUUUUUAAUCAUUUUAUUAUCUUAAUUCUAGUGCAAACUGAUGUACUGUUUACUGUUAUGGCUAGGCUAGGCUUCUUUGAAAUGUUAUGACAUUACAUAAAUAUCCCAUGAGUGCUGACACUUUAAUAAUAUCUGGGUGUGCAUGGAGGAUUAUAUUUCUUAAUAAGCAUAGUAUAGUAAUUAGGCUGUGUCUCACCGAUUUUCUUGCCAAAAACAUUGCAAGAGUUUAUUGUGAGAACUAGAGCUAAGAAAAGCAUGUUCAGCACGUUGUUUUCAGCAACACUGCUCUCUAGUGGUCUAGUGUCUCUUUCAGGCAGUUGUUUUAAAAUAAAUAAGUCAUCCUGUGUCCACCUGGUUGAGUACCACUAAUUUUAAAGGGUUAGUCCACCCAAAAAUGAAAAUUAGCCCAUAAAUUACUCACAAAUCCAGUCAGAGUUAUAUUGAAAAUGGUCUUUGCUCUUUCAAGCUGUUUAAUGGCACUCAGUGGGUCCAAAAGAAGUUAGAUAAAAAGC
Molecule: messenger RNA, 3188 nt
Organism: Carassius auratus (goldfish)
Lineage: Eukaryota; Metazoa; Chordata; Actinopteri; Cypriniformes; Cyprinidae
Gene: crb3a
Product: crumbs homolog 3a
Exons: 4
Coding region: 574-936 (120 amino acids)
Source: RefSeq, a predicted model, not a curated record